This is a messenger RNA of Danio rerio (zebrafish), 2477 nucleotides long. NCBI's taxonomy places the organism in Eukaryota, Metazoa, Chordata, Actinopteri, Cypriniformes, Danionidae. The record is from RefSeq.
UUUUCAAACAAAUUUUAACACUGCUCAGACGUCUGUCAGUGUCGUCUCUUUGACAAGUUUGUGCUGGGUGGCCUUUUUAUCUUUAACUCUCAGUCAAAUUCUAAUGUUGUUUAGUUGGUCAGUGACAAUUCUGUCAUCGUUUGCUUGGUAAGAGCUGUUAAGCUGUUGAGCGUCUGCACAGCAUGUUUGCUCGGGGUCUGCUCAUCUGUGUUCUGCUGAGAGCAUUCAGCACCCAGGCUAAAGUGGUCACAGAGUUUAAUCCGGAGUGUAGCAAGUUUUUCUAUAAAGGCACAGAACCAACUUGGAUGAAUCAGAAUGCCAAGAAAAUCUGUCAGAAGGUGGAAAAUGGAGGCUUUUAUUAUGCUACACUAUACUCUGAUGAUCACAAGAUCCCUCUCUACAGUGCAUACACCCUGAACAAAAACUGCACAACAUCUGAUAAAGUGGCAUCCAUCUGGCACCUUGAGCCUCAGAUUUCACAACCUGGACACCAAAUUGAUCACAUGGUUCGUGAGAGUUAUUCUACUAUAAAUGCUUUUCAAGAGAAACAGGCCAUCAGCAAAGACUACAGUGAUACUGGGUAUGACCGCGGACAUCUAUACCCCAACAGCUUCCAAUGCAAUGAAGGCCGUAAGGCGACGUUCACUCUGACCAAUGCUGCACCGAUGGACGCUUGCUUCAACAGAAUACAAUGGAAGAAAUGGGAGAGCACGCUGAGAAGCUUUUUAUUAAAAAAAUCUUAAAAGUGAUAUAUUUUUAGCAGACGCUUACAUUGUCACAGGUACGGUACCUACUACAAUACCAAUUUCCCAAAAACAAGAAGUUACCGAAGCACCUAAAAAAAGGGUGAUGGUGCCCUCUCACAUCUGGACGGCUGUCUGCUAUAAACACCGGUUAGAUGACGAAAAGUCUUUUUCCUUCAGCUAUCUGGGAGAAAAUCUUCCUGAAGGAGACAUCACCCUGAUGAGUGUCGAAAACCUGAACUCUCAGCUCAGUGUACUCAACAGUUACCAGACAAUUCAGAUUUUUGCUGAUAAUUGUUUUGGUAACAAUAAUAAAUUAAGCAAGGUUCAGGGUGAGUUUCAGAAAUUAAUUAGUCUGAAAGUAUGUAAAAACCAAAUGAACACAAAAAUACAAAACAUAUGUAACAACCUAGGGGUCAUCAUUCCAGCAAUCAAUAGGAAAAGGACAACCAGUCAGCUCUUUGAUGUGAGUGAGAUGACAGUAAAACUAGCCUUCAACAGUAUGAGCUCGUACUUCACUGGGGUUGAAGAACUCAAGACUCUUCAUGGAAGUGCUUGUCUUAUAACUCGUGCCAAACCGCUCAAAAAGGGAGAUGUGUCGACAGAUGAGGUUGAAUGUAUGUUGGUGCCAGAGAAGCAGAACACUGCAGCUGAUGGUUCAUCCUGCUUAUACAGAUCUGAAUCUGAUAACGUGUGUCGGUGUUACUAUGAAGGUGGACAUAAGCCCUGCUGCUCCUCUUCCUGUCUGUACCAGGACGAACUGCAGGACUACAGGUGUUACUCAGGCCAGGAGCUGGUCAGGUGUUCACCGCGGUAUUCACUCAUCACAGCUGAUGGACAGCGGUGCAAGGAGGACCACCCAUGUGCCACAUAUGGUCAUGGCUACUACUGGUGCAGGACCAGCGCUGAGGAAACAAGCCCCUGCAGCCCUCCGCUGUGGAGGAGUAAGGCUAAAAAUGGAAAGUACUGCCGUAGUAACCAUGCCUGUGCAAAAUAUGGUCAAAGCGAGCCGUGGUGCUACACAGAUGAUGAAGGCAACUCUGACAAGUGCUGUACUUCAGAUGACUGCUACUCAGCUGUGAAUGGCAAAACCUGCAGGUCUGAUCACGAAUGUGGCUACCAUGGCUACUCCUUCCUGUGGUGUUACACUGAUGAUAACAACAACUGGGAAUAUUGUUGCACAGACUGUGAUGAUGGUGGUAAUACUGAUAACACUUGUGUUAACACUUAUGCUUCCCCAUUUUCAAAUUAUGCUCCUGCUUGGAUGUAAAAAAAAACUCUCUUGAUUUCUUCCUUAAACAAACCUAUUUUGUGCUUGUCUAGAAAAUGCUCCUUGAUUUAAGAAUUGUAAAAUAUUUAGACUAGAAACAAGACAGAAACUGUAAAUAAGAAAAGCAUUUUUGGAGUGCAGACAUCUGACAAAUAGAAAGUCAAACAAGAUUAGAAAUACACUGGAAUAAAUAUUCAUAAAUAAGCAAUUUUCUGCAAUAUUUUAUACUUUGCUAACUAUUUGCUCUAAGAUUCUAUUCAAUUCAAAUUGUUUUUCUUGGUUGUUGUUUUCCGUGUUUUGACCUUUAACCUGUUCAAAGUGAUUUUCAUUCUUUACUGCCUGUCCUGACCAUUUGCCUGUUUUUAGAUUACGCACUUGGAUUGUCUUUUACACUGUACAGUAUAUGCUGGUUUUCCACCCCUGCCAGCCUGAACAUUGUGUAAUAAAGCCGCAUUUAAAAAAAA